UUGCCGCCGUCAGUCACUUCCAGUCCAACUUCCAUGCGGCGUGUUUCGUGUUUCGGUUGUUACUUUCGUCUAGGUGUAAACAUUUCUAAUUAGUGUUGUGUUUUCGGUGCAGUAGUUCCUUCCACUCUUCGUUAUCAGUCGCGUAGUGCUAAUCGACUGUAUCUCAAGUGCGCUUGUUACCGUAAAACGUCUCCGUUCUUUUUUUGGCCAAUCACUUGUAUCAAUAAAUAAUUAGGGGCUAUCGCUCCGUGUUUAUUUCGAGACAUAAAUUAAUUCGAGAAAGCAGUGAGGCGCAGGAGAGCUCUCCGGCGCUCGGCAAACGACAAAACUAAUUUACGGCAUUAAAAAUGCAUAUUUUCUAGCAGUGCGUUGCCAGUUUUUAUCAUUUGCCGGGAAGGCAAAACGGAAGCCAGGAAGGCACGUCGUUCGAGGCGAUUGCAUUUGACUGCGGAGGAUUUUGAUUCGGAGUCCGAGUCCGAGUGAGAAAGUUCUUUAGUCAGCAGCCGAAGGAGCGGAGGAUAAUUCACAUUUUUCUCACGGCACUGGCAACGAAAUGGCUUUCCUAUGUGCACCGGGUCUCACCUUCUUCCUCACCUACUCGAUAUUCUCGGCGGUGCUGGGCAUGCUGCAGUUCGGCUACAACACCGGCGUCAUCAACGCGCCCGAGAAGAACAUCGAGAACUUCAUGAAGGACGUGUACAAGGACCGCUACGGCGAGGACAUCAGCGAGGAGUUCAUCCAGCAGCUCUACUCGGUGGCGGUGUCCAUUUUCGCCAUCGGCGGCAUGCUGGGCGGUUUCAGCGGCGGCUGGAUGGCCAACCGCUUUGGCAGAAAAGGCGGCCUACUGUUGAACAAUGUGCUCGGCAUCGCCGGCGCCUGUUUGAUGGGAUUUACCAAAGUUAGUCAUUCCUAUGAAAUGUUAUUCCUUGGCCGAUUUAUAAUUGGUGUUAAUUGCGGCCUCAACACGUCGCUGGUGCCCAUGUACAUCUCGGAGAUAGCGCCACUGAAUCUGCGCGGUGGCUUAGGAACUGUUAAUCAAUUGGCUGUGACCGUAGGUUUACUAUUAUCCCAGGUGCUGGGCAUCGAGCAGAUCCUCGGCACCAACGAGGGCUGGCCCAUCCUCCUUGGCCUGGCCAUCUGCCCGGCGAUCCUGCAACUCAUCCUGCUGCCCGUCUGCCCGGAGUCGCCCCGCUAUCUGCUCAUCACCAAGCAGUGGGAGGAGGAGGCGCGCAAAGCGCUGCGCCGCCUGCGAGCCUCUGGCUCCGUGGAGGAGGACAUCGAGGAAAUGCGGGCCGAGGAGCGGGCCCAGCAGUCCGAGAGCCACAUAUCGACCAUGGAGCUGAUAUGCUCGCCCACCCUGCGCCCGCCCCUGAUCAUCGGCAUCGUGAUGCAGCUGAGCCAGCAGUUCAGCGGCAUCAACGCCGUCUUCUACUACUCCACGUCGCUCUUCAUGAGCUCGGGAUUGACUGAGGAGAGCGCCAAGUUCGCCACGAUAGGCAUCGGCGCCAUAAUGGUUGUUAUGACGCUCGUGUCCAUUCCGCUGAUGGACCGCACGGGUCGCCGCACCCUGCACCUCUAUGGCCUGGGCGGAAUGUUCAUCUUCUCCAUCUUCAUCACCAUUUCGUUCCUGAUCAAGGAAAUGAUCGACUGGAUGUCCUACCUCUCUGUGGUGGCCACCCUCGGCUUCGUGGUCUUCUUUGCGGUGGGACCCGGAUCGAUACCCUGGAUGAUUACCGCGGAGCUCUUCUCCCAAGGACCCCGGCCCAGUGCCAUGGCUAUCGCGGUGCUGGUCAACUGGAUGGCCAACUUUGUGGUCGGCAUUGGUUUCCCCAGCAUGAAGACUGCCCUGGAGAACUACACGUUCUUGCCGUUCAGCGUGUUCCUGGCCAUCUUCUGGAUAUUCACCUACAAGAAGGUGCCCGAGACGAAGAACAAGACGUUCGAGGAGAUCCUGGCCCUCUUCCGGCACAACAAUGGCAGGAGUAUGCUAAACUGCACAAAUAGCUUGGAGCCACAAAGUAUGAAUUCUGGCAUCGAGCAUGCCGCCUUGAUGGUAUCUGAGGAGAAGACCCAACAUGACUCACUGUUUGGUACGACCUCGUUUUCCCUGACGGUUGAAGGCAUGGGUCCCUAUCCGCUGAGCGAUAGCACCAAUCUGCUGGGUCCCGGAUCGAGCAGCUAUGGUCCCGGCGGAGUCCUCGGAUCGGGUUCCGGAUCGGGUGGCCACUGCUACACGAACUACGGCACCAAUCUGCAAACGCCGCAGGUGGCGAGAACGUGCCACUACGACGAGGUCGACGACUACAGUUUCCGCCGGCACUCGGCGCACGGAAGGAUUACGCAAGUGAAGGGAAAGCCACUGAUCUUGGGACCAACUAUUUUAGAACAAAAAAAGGAGCGAACCGAUUGGCUAACUGCAUCCGAGCGAUUUUUAGAAGGCGGCCGAAGUACACACCAGGGCCGGAGCGCUGCCUCUGCGCCCCAUCACCCUCGUCAGCCUCCACCUGUCUGCCCGAGCAGCGGGCCUUGACUGAGGAGCGCCUCGCCUCCUGACUCUGCCAGUGUUCGUUCCACGAGUCGCGCUGAGGAGCUGCAUCAGCCGCAUCAGUCGCAUCAGCAGCAGCAACCGGGGCAGCAGGGGCACCACCAACAGCAGCAGGUGCACCACCAACAGCAUCAGUCCCGCUAUGCCACACACGAAUACGUACACUGUAGCUAUGAGAAGGAAGUCGUUUGUGAUCAGGCCAAUCCCUCGCAAGCACCGCCACCGCAGCCAGCACCACCAGUACACCAGCAGCAGCAGCAACAGCAGCAGCACCAGCCACCACCGCCAUUGCACCACUGCCAGCAGCGCAAGCACAGCCACAGUCCGCACCACAGUCGCCACACCUCGCCGCACUCGCACCACCACCACUCGCACCACACUCGCCACAGUCGCCGGAGUCGUCGCCAGGGCAGCGGCAGUCUGCCGGGAGCCCACCAGAGCUCCGCCAACCACUCGGUGGUGCGUCCAUCGAUCUGCACCAGUCGCCGGCACCGCUCCGUCACGGACAUAUCCACGACGAACGUGUGCCAGGACCCCGCCUGCGCGGACCGGGAGGUGCAGGAGAUUAUGGUUAGACGCACCUGCUGCAACACCACUGCCACCAACAGCUCCUCCCGCACCGAACUGGCCCAGUGCUUCGCCGAGGACCUCUACGGCUCAUCCCGACGCCCGAGCAGCUGCUGCACCAGCUCCGACUACUGCUACCAGACGGACUCGACGAGUCUGUACGGCUCCAGGUCGUCGUUGAGUCGCAACAACUCCAUCAAGUCUGCCUCGGCCCUGGUGCGUAAGCACCACCGCAGUCAGCGCAGCCUGCUGCCCGAGCACCGACACCCCAGCUACACUUCCAUAUCGCUGCGGGGCCUGAACGCCAGCCGCCCCAAUAGCCAACUGGGCUCGCUGACCUCGAUCUUCGACCGGGCCAAGAGCAUGGCGCCCGAGGGAUCCACACUGGAGCGUCAGAGCUCGAAGGGCGCACUGGGCAGCAGCGAGCUGCCGGAGUACGCCUGCUCCCCUUCGCCAAUUCGCUGGAGCUUCCUGGCCGAUGGGCGAUCGCCCUCCGAAAUGGAGGGCGCAGUCGGCGGAGGUACUGAGAGGGAACAGGAGGAGGAGGACAAGCUGGACGCGUGGCAAGUGCCCGAGCCGGAACCGGAAAAGAAGCCGUGCCGCAAGAUCACCACCAGCUCCUCCGUGUACGACGAGGGGCCCAGCACUUCGGCAGCGGCGGCUCGGAAGCGGCGGGGCAGCAAGGGAAGUCGGGGCAGCAAGGGCAGUGGCAGCUACCAUUGUGAGUUCGAGGAUGAGGCCACCACCACGGUGAUGUUCCACCAGGAUGCCGGCGAGGCGUACAACAACUGCUGCAGCAACAACUACAACUACAUACAGUGCAACAGCUACCUGGAUCAGGACCUGCAGAUCACCAGCGAGGACAUCCAUCAGUAUCUGUCCAAGGGGGAUGCCACAGCCAGUGACAUUCUGAACAACUCCAAGAACUAUCCCUUUCAGCCCUCGAACGCCCUGGAGUUUCAGUACAAGAACAACUUCCAGCAGGGUCAAGUCAACGCCAAUAACAAUAACACCAAUACCACAAACACUGCGUCCAGCGAUGCUGCCGAGUGUUUCCAAAACUACAGGGCCAACUCGAAGGAGACGAACCUGAACCAGAGCUCCACGGAACAGCUCUCGCCCACGAAUAUCAACUUGUCCACGAGCUCGAACAACAUCAACAUCGUGUUCAGCAGCAGCCUGGAGCGGAAUGCCAACGAGGUCAAGUUCAUCAACAACAGAAGUGGUGCAGGUGCAGCCGGUGGUUCCGAGGUGGGUUGUGAGGUGGGUCACCAUGCGGGCUACCUGCCCUACACCUAUCCCAGCUACGAUUACACGAACAUGUCGGGGAACUCGCACUUCGAGAAGUCCCUGGGCAUAGACGAGCUGCCAAAGGAGUUUGGCGGCUUGGAGGGCGCUGCAGGCGGUGGCGCCUCCACCACCAGCGAGCACUCCUCGUCGCUGCCAUCGCCGCAACCACUGACGCACCACCAGCAGCUGCACCACUUCGAGUCCUUUGACGCCGCCUCCGAGCACAACUUGCUGGCUGCCCAGCCCAUGUCGCCGGGUUCCCCGCUGUCGGGGUCCGUGAAUCCCGCUGGCGAUGACUUUGUCCAGAUGCACCACUACCAUCACGCCAACUCACCGCACUCACAAUCGCACCACAGCCACGCCCACACGCACACCCACGGCCACCACGUGCACCACCUGCUAAGCCACCCCGCCUACGAUCUAACCGACGACCAGUUCCGGUUGGGAUCGGCCUUGAAGCGAGUGCGCAAGCGAGCACGCAAGUACACCGAUUUCCUGCGCAAGAAGUGAGCGGUCACGGAUUGACUGCAUCCUGAAUCCUGCAUCCUCCCCUAGAUUCACCCUACUUUGGCCGCAAAUACCUGGUGGUCUCGAAGCGACGAUCGCAGAGCCUGGACGAAGACUAAUCGUGUGGCGACUGGACAAGCAAUAGCCGAGGAAGCAGCGGUGUUGUUCGGCCGAUCGAGUACCAUACUUACAUUUAAUUACAAUUUUUACACUGCCAAAAAGUUAAGAGAAUUAUAGUUAAUUUUUGCUAAGCCAAAACUCUGUUUAAAGCGAGACAGAUCAGUCAGAUCAGACACAGGAUGCACUACGGAAAGGGUGGAUUUACAAGGGUGCUUCUCUUCAAGUUAUAUGGGUAUCCGUACAAUUUGAAGGGAAUCAUUUAAUGGAGUUCUCCAAGGAAUCUUGGAGGAUUCUUGUAAAUACUUGUACCUCCCAGAAAUUCACUCGCCCCAAUGCACCAGCCACACACACGAAUCACAUCAGCUGCAAACACAAGAGAAAGUGGAAGAUGAACAACGACUAUUUUAAAUAAUGAAAAGAAAGAAAUACUUAAGCUAACAGUGCGUAUACAUAAUAAAUACAAGCGGUAUCAGAGGAGGGCAUUUGUAUAUUCAACUUAAACAUUAAGCGAAGGUUUUGAAUUUGCAUAUUUAAAUUGACUAAACCCAUAUACAUAGUUAAGAGCCAAGGCAAAUGGAAAUAAUAAUGCACACCUACUCAAGCCUAGACGAUAGACAACCAAUCUAACAUACCAGUUAAAGCUAGCUAUAAGGAUGCGAUCACAUGAUUGAGAUGGAUCAAAUGGAUCAGAUAGAUCAGAUAGAUGAGAUCGAAGCAGCGCCACAAGAUUUAGAGUUUCAGCAACCGCAACUGCAAACGCAACUGCAACUAAAUAAAGAAAUUAACCAUUAAUUAACAAACAAAGCAGCAAGACAAGAGCAGCAACUGUAGUUUGGCACACUAAGGACAACAAGUUUAAUGUUACAAACACGAGUGUUAAGAUUACACAGAAAAAAGUGAGAGUUUUGUUAGCAUUUAUUUGAUAUGCGCGUUUUUUCAGGGACUGCUUGCGAUUUUUGUAAUAAAGCAAUAAGCCGUUUUGCUCAAGGAUUAAAUACGAUUAAAUACGUUUGCGUUUCACCCCAGA
Messenger RNA from Drosophila teissieri, 6056 nucleotides. RefSeq names its product glucose transporter type 1 (gene Glut1). The record is from RefSeq and is a predicted model, not a curated record. Gene Ontology annotation, biological process: monosaccharide transmembrane transport. Gene Ontology annotation, molecular function: hexose transmembrane transporter activity. Gene Ontology annotation, cellular component: membrane. NCBI's taxonomy places the organism in Eukaryota, Metazoa, Arthropoda, Insecta, Diptera, Drosophilidae.